CAUGGCGGCUGCGAAGCCCAGCCUGGGCCGAGUGCUCCCCGGAUCAUCCAUCCUAUUCCUGUGUGACAUGCAGGAGAAGUUCCGACAUAUUGCAUACUUCCCCGAGAUUGUCUCUGUGGCCGCCCGCAUGCUCAAGGUGGCCAGGCUGCUGGGGGUACCCGCUGUGCUGACAGAGCAGUACCCAGCAGGCCUGGGCCCCACAGUGCCUGAGCUGGGGGCUGAAGGCCUGCGACCGGUGGCCAAAACUUGCUUCAGCAUGGUGCCUGUGGUGCUACAGGAGCUGGACACCCGGCCCCAGCUGCGUUCUGUGCUCCUCUGUGGCAUUGAGACACAGGCCUGCAUCCUGAACACCACUUUGGACCUCCUGGACCGUGGGCUGCAGGUGCAUGUGGUAGUGGACGCCUGCUCUUCUCGCAGCCAGGUGGACAGGCUGGUGGCGCUGGCCCGGAUGCGGCAGAGUGGUGCCUUCCUCUCUACCAGUGAAGGGCUGAUUCUGCAGCUUGUGGGUGAUGCCGCCCACCCCCAGUUUAAGGAGAUCCAGAAGAUCAUCAAAGAGCCUGCCCCGGACAGCGGGCUGCUGAGCCUCUUCCAAGGCCAGAACCCCCUCUUCCGCUGAACUGCUCACCCUGAAGACCACCCUCCUGUCAUUGGGACCUCUGUGAAAUCAUUUCACCCCCAUCCUUGGCUCCCAAGAGUGGUGCAGUCCACAGGGAGUACCACCCCCCCCCCCCGGAGGGGAGGUGGAGCGCCACCUUGCCAUUGGGCCAGAGCGCCGGAAAUGCAAAUGAGACUCCAGGAAGCUGUGCGGCAGUUGGCUGAGCAGAGCUGGGGGCGGGGCUCGGCCCCGGGCCACUUCACGAGGCGGGGAGGGGCGGGGGAGGGAGUAUCACAGGCUGUGGAACGCGGACUUGCAGAAUAAACAUUGAUGUGGCUGUGGACCGAA
Odobenus rosmarus divergens (Pacific walrus) is the source of this 943-nucleotide messenger RNA. RefSeq names its product isochorismatase domain containing 2 (gene ISOC2). Lineage: Eukaryota; Metazoa; Chordata; Mammalia; Carnivora; Odobenidae. Gene Ontology annotation, cellular component: cytoplasm. The coding region runs from base 2 to 616 and encodes 204 amino acids. The transcript has 5 exons. The record is from RefSeq and is a predicted model, not a curated record.